Molecule: messenger RNA, 2823 nt
Organism: Calliphora vicina (urban bluebottle blowfly)
Lineage: Eukaryota; Metazoa; Arthropoda; Insecta; Diptera; Calliphoridae
Product: adhesion G-protein coupled receptor G7-like
Exons: 2
Coding region: 89-2788 (899 amino acids)
Biological process (GO): adenylate cyclase-activating G protein-coupled receptor signaling pathway; cell surface receptor signaling pathway
Cellular component (GO): plasma membrane
Molecular function (GO): G protein-coupled receptor activity
Source: RefSeq, a predicted model, not a curated record
AAAAUACCACACAAUACAAAUAAUAAACGGAAAAUGUGUUGUUUUAAACAUUAAAUAAAAAAAAGCGAAAGUGUCGAUACAAAAUAAAAUGAAUUUGUUGUAUAUUUUAGCAACAGUAUACUUAAUACUAAGUGAGAUAAAUAAAAUUGUACAAGUGUCAGCAAGUCAACCAAAAUUAAAAUUAGCUAAAAAUACUAAUAGUGAAAAUAGUGAAAAAGAUAAUGUAUCUACUGAGAGCAGUGAUGAAUUUGAACGAUAUCCCCAUAUAUACUGUAGAGACGAGGAAUAUCUGCACAAGUUCAUCAGUCAUGACAACAAAUCACAAAUGAUAUGGGUCACUUGGAAUCGUACAAAGGCUGGUGAACGUGCUGUCUUGCCAAACAUCUGCUCAGUGGACAAUGGUUUACCCUUACGACGCCGUUGCUAUCGUUUUGCCCAAGGCACACGCUGGGAGAGUUAUGACAACAAAACUGUAUUGAUUGAUUGUCGCAUUAGUAUGUUUUGUCAAUCGGAAUCAUUUGAACAUUAUGUUAUAGCAAACAAUGGUGAAUUAGAGUUACAACAAAACGCCUGGAAACGUGCUAAGAUAGGGGAGUUUUCCAGUUUGCGUAACAUAUGUCUACAACCUAAUGGUCUGCAUUUAACAAGAAAAUGUUCUUAUGACAUUAAGGCACAAAGAGCUAAAUGGGCUUCCGUAGACAAUCUAAAGAAUUUUAAAUGUUUACAGCAUACACGACAACAGGUCAUAAGUAAACAACUAAGUGUUUUACAUGAAAAUAUAACCACAACAAAUUUUCUAGUUAGAGAUAUGAUAACACGUCGUCAUACUGCCACAACUUUGCUGAGCCUAUUGGAGCAACCAAAAUCAAGGUUACUGCCGGCUGAUGUACAAUUGACCAGUGAAAUUUUAAAAAAUAUUGUAACUGAUUCCCAAGAUAUCGAAUUAUCUGGUGAUGUUAUGAAAAUAACCCACAAUCUUAUGUCUACCGAUCCGCUGGUUCUAAGAAUGUCGGCAGAAGUGAACGCCACAAAUAGUCUAUUGGAAACAUUUGAGAAUUAUAUGGACACAUUAACGGAGAAACUUGUAUCAGAUAGUCAUUGUAAAGUACAACUGCCGCCUACAAGCAUAGCCACUAACCUGCCCAUGAAUAAUAACAAUGACACAUCAGUUGAAAUUUUAAAUUUAUCGAAUAUUGGUGUUUACGGUCAUAUCACCCGUAAUAUCAGUGUAUUUUUUGUCAAUCCCAAUUGCGCCCUCAUAUCGGGUAUUGCUAUUUAUGACUCUUAUCACCAGCAGAAUCAUUCGCAGCAACAACAAAUACAUUAUGAUUCACUUAAUAAUUUUUAUUAUCGAUUUAUUUAUAUGAAUGAAUCAGUUAAUGACCUAUUGCAAGAAAUGCAUCUAGAAUUGGCGUCAUUUAUUCCCACAGACAUUUGGAAUGCUUUAAAUUUUAAUGUUUAUACCUCAUAUAUAAAUACACCAGUUGUGGUGUUUAAAAUCUAUGCUCACGAUGCUUUGUUUGUGGAGCAAAACUUAUUACGCUCACGAAAACCGUUUAGUAAAAUUUUAUCAAUAUCUAUGCCAGGCUUUGCAGAUCAACUUCCCGGACCUUUACCCUUUAUUUUACGCAAUAAAAGUCCAACAUACACUAUGAAGCCUUCUGCAAAUACCGGCUGUGGUUAUUGGAAUUACAGUACCUGGACUAGCAGUGGUGUUAAUACCAAUUCCUCGCAACAUUCAACGGCAACUAAUUUAAUACUUUGCUACACAAAUCAUUUAACACAAUUCUCGUAUUUGCUUGGUGGUGGAUUUCGACAAAAUGAUCUCACUGAUGAGAUUCUAGUGACGGCUGUGCAUCAACAGGCCUUGGAUAUUAUCUCCUUAAUAGGCUGUACUUUGUCAUUAUUGGGUCUUUUGGGUAUUUGGUUAACGGCCUUGAUAUUCAAGAGUUGGCGUUCUCAGGCCUCCAAUAAGGUACUACUCAACAUGUGUCUGGCGCUUACUCUGCAAAUGGUAUUGUUUCUGUUUGUCAAUACCGAUGAUGUGUCCGAGGCCUUGGUGGAGAAGCAUAGUUACACCAGAUGUGUAGUACUGGGUGCACUGCUGCAGUACUCGAUAUUGGUGCUGUUCACUUGGAUGUUAAUUGUGGCAUUUCUACAAUUUCAACGUUAUGUCACGGUGAUUGGCAUACAACGUCCUAAACACUACAUAAUAAAGUCAGCUGUAGUGGCUUGGGGUUUACCCUUAAUACCCACACUUUUGGUAGCUUUAUUGGAUUCAAAGUCGUAUAUACCGAGUAAUUAUCAGCUGGCCACCGAUACCGGUAUAUGUUAUCCCUCAGGCAAUGGUUUACAUUUUGGUGUUAUACUACCAGUCUCCUUGAUAGUAUUGGCCAAUUUAGCAAUAUUUUUAUAUGUUUUCUACAGCAUUUCCCAUACGCUCAGCAUGUCCAUGCAACGUAAUGAAAAACAAAUGGUCAUCAAACAGAUAAGACUUUCCAUUUUGUUAUUUUUCCUACUGGGGCUCUCCUGGAUCUUUGGCAUAUUUGCCUUUAUGAAGGCAGGCAUUGUGUUUUCGUAUCUAUUUUGUUUAACAGCCACCCUGCAAGGUUUUGUCUUAUUUAUCUACUUCGUGAUCAUAGACGAGAAUGCGCGUAGUUCUUGGCAGAAAUUAUUGUGUCCCACUUGUGGUAAGAAAUCGCGCGAGAAAAAAACUGCUGAACUGCAAUCGAUGGCAACGGCGACAACAUCACUAACUCAUGACAUGAGUUCUUCGAGAGACCGUUAGACUGUAAGCAUUUUAAUAAUAUUAAUUUUGCAUUA